Messenger RNA from Betta splendens (Siamese fighting fish), 3938 nucleotides. RefSeq names its product zinc finger protein 892-like. Gene Ontology annotation, biological process: regulation of transcription by RNA polymerase II. The record is from RefSeq and is a predicted model, not a curated record. Gene Ontology annotation, cellular component: nucleus. Gene Ontology annotation, molecular function: RNA polymerase II cis-regulatory region sequence-specific DNA binding; DNA-binding transcription activator activity, RNA polymerase II-specific. The coding region runs from base 48 to 1277 and encodes 409 amino acids. Lineage: Eukaryota; Metazoa; Chordata; Actinopteri; Anabantiformes; Osphronemidae. The transcript has 2 exons.
ACAAGCAUCCGGUUAUCGCGAGACUCACACAAACAUAAAAGCGCAAUAUGGCGGCUUCAGACCAAGACACGAGCAAGAAAGAAAAAGAAAAAGAAAAACAAGAUUCGUUUUUCAUGGACCCGAGUCAGUUAAAUGCCAGGAUUAAAGAGGACCAGGACCACGACCACGAGUUUAACGACCAGGAUCGAUACAGGCACGAGGUAAAGGAGGAGAAGUUGGACCCGGACUUCGUAUACCAGCAGCACUGGAGCGCUGGUGUGAAGCAGGAUAAUCAGGACUCCAAUGUCAUGAACUAUGACCAGAACUUUGUAAACCAGAACCACAUCAAGAGCGAGAUUAAAGAGGAAAGCCAUGGUCUGGAUAUCAGCGACCAGAACCAUAUUAAGAGCGACAUUAAAGAAGAAACUCAAGAUCUGGAUAUCAACGACCAGAAUAAUAUUAAUAGUGUCAUUAAAGAAGAAGCUCAACAUCCGGAUAUCAGCGACCAGAACCACAUCAAGGCCGAAUUUAAAGAAGAAACCCAACAUCCGGAUAGCAGCGAGCACAACAUAAAUGAGCAGAACUGGAAACAGGACCAUCGGAACUACGACCCCCCUGGACCCGAAGACAAACAGAAACACAGAGGAAGCUGGAGGCUGUAUCUCUAUCAGCAACAUGACCAAGCCUUCCCCACAUCAUCGGAGUUAAAGAGUCAUCAUUCUUAUGAACAGUGUGGACAAGCAUUUUUUAGCACAUAUGUUUUACUGAGACACCCAUAUGUUCAUGAGAAACCUCACUCAUGUCAACAGUGUGGAAAAGCAUUCACUCAGCUCAGUUCUUUACGGACACACCAACGUAUUCACACUGGAGAGAGACCUUACUCGUGUAAACAGUGUGGAAAAGCAUUCUCUGAGCUCAGUACUUUACGGACACACCAACGUGUUCACACUGGAGAGAAACCUUACUUAUGUGAACAGUGUGGAAAAGUGUUCUCUCAGAGGAGUGGCUUGCGGACACAUCACCGUGUUCACAGUGGAGAGAAACCUCACCGGUGUGAACAGUGUGGAAGAGCGUUCUCUCGGGUCAGCCACUUGCUGACACAUCAACUCGUUCACACUGGAGAAAAACCUCACUCCUGUGAAAAGUGUGGAAAAGGUUUCUCUCAGCGCAGUUCUUUACAGACACACAAACGCAUUCACACUGGAGAGAAACCUUAUUUGUGUGAGCUGUGUGGGAAAGCAUUUACACACAGAACAUGUUUACUGAAGCACACAUUUGUUCACACCGAAGACAAGUGAUUUUGAUAUGGACUUUGGAAAAGCUGUCAAUGAAAUCAAGGAAACAAAAAAUAUGAAGAUGAUGACGUCGUUAGUAUUAUAUUAUUAUAUUAGAAAAUCUUUCUUGGGGAAAUUGGGAAAUUGCCAUUUUGCAAUAGCAAAAAAGAAUAGAGUACAUACUAUAGGACAGAAAAAAGGCAAAAAAGAUCUGAAUAAUCUUUACAUGUUAUCAUGGAUUAACAUAUACUGUAUACAAUGUAUUAUAGUACACAUAUAUAGUGUAUAACAUAAUAGUGACAUACAGAGUGUAGUACACUAUAUUUUAGUGUUUUACACUAAAACCAUACAGAUUUUUACACACCAUUAUAAUAAGGUUUUAUCUUAUUAUAGAAUGUUCUUGAUCAUUUUAAUUUUUCUAUUUUCUAUUUUUCUAAUAAUUGUGUGAUGAUGUUUUAAUAAUAAUCAUAAUAAACCUAUAUUAAUCAUAUCUCACAUUGUUACAAUAUCACAGUGAAUCAUCUAUGCAUCUACUCCACCCAUGUCACCCUGUUGACUUGCAGCAACACCACAGGCAAGGCCAAACAUCUAUUAAUUCAAUGAGAAUUUUGGUGUCCACUCUAGCUCUAAAAAGUGAGCCUUCCUGACUUCCACCAGUUUUUGUUUUUUGUUAUUUUAAACAUUACUUUAAGGAUGGGGAAGAGAAUCCAGUAUAAAAAUAUGCCGUGAUUUGCCUUUUACUUAGAGGUUAACAACCACUACUCUCUUUUUCUUGCCCAAACUCAUCACUGGUAUUAACAUUCCAGUAACAACAAAUCUGUUGGUUUAUUGCUCGUUAUCUAUUAUCUAUAUGUUUAUUGUGUUUUGUAUCUGCAUAUAUUCAUAUUUUCUUAUGUCCUGUAGUAGUAGAAUAAUAAAACGUUAAAACGCUCUGGUUCUGUGUUCACCAUUCUUCAAGAAAUGCCAGAGGUCCCUUAAGCCAUAAAAUAAUUUGUGACAUAAGAUUAAUUUGGUGUUUGCAAUAUAAAUUCCUGUUGUUGGAAUAAAUUGGAAUCUGGUGUUUCAUUAGUGUAAUAAUCUGAUUCUUCAGUUAUCAGAAUAUUGUUUUCUUUUAUAUACAAGGGUGUAAUUUUUUUCAUGAUGUUGCAUUCAUUGUGUGUAACCAUAAUAAUUGGUUUCAAGGCUUUGUUAUAAAAGUAAAAAAAAUGCAUUGGCAGUGUUAAAAGUUUUUUCUAUGUGGAGGAGUUUAUUGUUUGCUUACAAAAAGAACCCCACAUAUAUCAAAUUUCCUAUUAUUUCAUGAUGUUUUGAAUAUACUACAGGAAAGAAAACAGCCGGAAAAAAGGGAACAAGGGAGGAGAAGAAGAAAAUUAAUUAAUUAAUUAAUUAAUUUCGGUAAGCCUGGAAAAUUGUUGGCUUCUCCAGUAGGUCGCAGGAGAGCUGCUGAAUAACCCACACUUCGAGGUAGGGAGUUGAACUUGAGUUUUCCAGGACAAAGCUGGAGGACUGUGUUGGGGAUAUGCAAGGAGCACGAAUUAUAAUAGGUGGAAUUAUAGCUCCUGAGUGGAGAUACAGUACCAAUUAUGUUUAUAAUUUACAUUUACAAUCUUGGUUGGUAACACCCAUCACGUUGUGUGGUCCAAUCAGAAUAGUUGACAUCCAAGUUCCUCCUCUGUUGGUUGCUUGUGACAGAAGGGAGUUUAAAAGUCUCAGUGGGGAAGCCAGGUAUGGUUCCCCUGCCCAGCGCCUGGUUUUGGCGCUCAAGUUUGAAUCUCUUUGUCUCAACUCACUACAACCAGGUUGAAGGCUUUACAUUCAGGCCACAGUAGUUGCUUGGUUUGAGAAUAUGGGACAUUAACAAUGAUUCUGUUAAUAACAGUUUAUGCACAUGAGGUCCCCCAACAAGUGGCUUUAAUGCUAGUGCUAGUGCUAGCAUCCCCGUAUCUAAAUGCCCCGCUGUGAGCGGCAAGGAAGCAGAUGGUAAUGUUGUCGGACAUGCUGCCAAGACGAGAUGCUGCCUAUGCUUAGGUGAUAUAUUACAGCUGGGCCUCCCUGCACAUUGUGUGAGCCUCUCUUCUCCUUCCUGAAGUCCACAAUGAGCUCCUUGGUCAUGUUGGUGUUCAGAAGCAGAUUAUUGUCCUUACACCAAGUGGCCAGAUGCUGAACCUUCUCCCUGUAGACCGUCUCAUCAUUGUUGCUUAUGAGACCAAUCACUGUAGUAUCGCCUGCUAACUUAAUAAUGGUGUUGGAUGCGUGCAUGGGCCUGCAGACGUGGCUGAGGAUGGAAUAGAGGAAAGGGCUCAGCACUCAGCCCUGUGAAACGCUGGUGUUGAGUUUUUCUUUAUAAUAGUUCCCAGUUUACUUGUUUUUGGGGGUCCUCAAUCCUGGUGACAUACCUGUCACACGUAGGGUGGCAGUGUUCGAAGCUGGUUGCUGUUAAAGGUAAGACGUGCCCUGCUACUCCGGCCCUUCGUAAGCUAGUGGGCGUAGAAGCUAUGCACACCGUUUUAAAUUAUAAAAUAAAUGUUUUGUGGUAUAACUAUGUUGCUGCCAGCUUGUCUGUACUGUCUGGAUUUUGUGUUAUUCUAAUUUUGUUAAUUAUUUUGUGAAAGUUGUAAACAUGAGCAUGGAGAGUUUUUGUAAUAUGGAUCCUCCCGUUGCAAUAAACAACCUGUGAAAGUUAAA